AUGCAGUCAACCGACCCUCAAGGCGGCGAGAGUAGCAGACAAAGAGCAACAGGGAUUCAGGCACCUCGAAUCUCUGCGAUACACACGGAACCUUCUUUAAGAUCACCGAUAGAACCUCGUGAACCAAGCACUCGAGCUACACUCGAAGAGCUAGACGAAGACGUGUCGGACCUCGGUUUUGACCUUGAUUCGCUACCUAGUACCGUAUCUAAGGCCGGAAAGCCAUACAAGAGCGAGGUUGAUUCUCGAAGACUUCUUGGAUAUAAAGACCACGUAAAGGGUGUGGCACGUGAGGAGUCACGUGCCGCCGUGGCUACUGCCCCCUUAAGGGGCAGCCCACAUUGUAAGCUUCUAGAACCGUCUUUUGAAGAGGCCGUUAGUGGAUUGUUAGAUGACGGUUUAGAUAACCUUUUACUUGCUUUUAAGGGUAGAGACAGGUACAUUGCAUUGCAUCGCAUUGCAUUACAUCACAUCGCAUCGCAUUACAUCACAUUGUGUCACGCUGAGGGAGGGGAGGGAGGGAUGCGGCAUGAUCGUAAGCGUGAUCAAGGUCGUGGUAGUGAUCGGGAUCGGGGUCGUGAUCGGGGUGUAACGUAA
Molecule: messenger RNA, 597 nt
Organism: Drepanopeziza brunnea f. sp. 'multigermtubi' MB_m1
Lineage: Eukaryota; Fungi; Ascomycota; Leotiomycetes; Helotiales; Drepanopezizaceae
Source: RefSeq, a predicted model, not a curated record